AUGUCUGGCUACGUUGCUCCCUACGGUAAUACCCUCCCCGAGCAUGGCGUCAUCGGUCGUGGCUACGCCCUCAUCUCUACAAGUGGACGCGUAGAAUUCAGGGUUACCGACGAAGGUAACCUCCAGCUCAUCGCCAACGGCAAGAUCCUCUGGUGCCGCGAUGGCAAAAGCGCGUCUUGGGUGACGAUGCAAAGCGACGGCAACUGCUGCGGUUACAGGUCUGAUGGUACCGCGAUGUGGGCCACCCUAACCAACGGCUGCAACCACCCCUACAACCUCGUCUGUCAGGACGACGGAAAUUUGGUCGUCUACGCGAAGGGCAAUCGACCUGUCUGGGCCACCGACACUUGCGGCUUAGUGCCACCCUCACCUUCUUUCGUUCAUCCCUAUGGAUCCACUCUUCCCGAGCAUGGCAUUAUCGGUCGUGGCUACUCGCUCAUCUCCGACAACAAACGGGUAGAGUUUAAGGUCGACUACAACGGUGACCUCCUGCUUCUGGGUGACGGCAACGAGCUCUGGUCAUUCAAGGGAAAACACACGUCUUAUGUCGCGAUGCAAGGUGAUGGAAACUGCUUUGGGUACACAUCCAAUGGUACCGCGAUGUUUGCCACCGACACCUGGGGCGAAUGCCACCCAUGCAAGCUUGUAUGUCAGGACGACGGGAACUUGGUUGUGUACGCCAAUGGCGAGCCCGUCUGGGCCACCAACACCCACGGCUUGGUCCGCUACGUACGCUAUGCAAAGUGA
Molecule: messenger RNA, 747 nt
Organism: Marasmius oreades (fairy-ring Marasmius)
Lineage: Eukaryota; Fungi; Basidiomycota; Agaricomycetes; Agaricales; Marasmiaceae
Exons: 2
Coding region: 1-747 (248 amino acids)
Source: RefSeq, a predicted model, not a curated record